Messenger RNA from Beauveria bassiana ARSEF 2860, 1032 nucleotides. RefSeq lists its product as uncharacterized. The transcript is spliced from 3 exons. Gene Ontology annotation, biological process: lipid metabolic process. Bases 1 to 1032 code for a protein of 343 amino acids. Lineage: Eukaryota; Fungi; Ascomycota; Sordariomycetes; Hypocreales; Cordycipitaceae. Gene Ontology annotation, cellular component: membrane. The record is from RefSeq and is a predicted model, not a curated record. Gene Ontology annotation, molecular function: oxidoreductase activity, acting on the CH-CH group of donors.
AUGUCCACGGCCACCACCAUGCAGAGGGUCGUCCUUGCCCUCACAAACUUCAAGUCGCCCAUCCUCCGCACCGUCGUCCCCUGCGGCCUCGCCGCCGUCGCCCUGCAGGCCCUCGCCGCCGCGCCCUCCGUCGCCGCCCGCUCCGAGCUCUUCUUUGACGUCUCGGGCUCCCUGACGUACCUGGCCGUCGGCGCUCUGAGCCUGUACCUGCCAGCGCUGCGCGCCCGCGCCCUCGCCGCCGCUCAGGGCGUCGCCCAGACCGCCCUCCCCAAGACGCCCAGCAUCGCCCAGCUCGCCGCCUCGGCGUGGAGCAAGGGCGGCGGCGGCGGAGCGGUCCCGGGCGCCCGCAACUGGCGGCAGCUGGUCCUCGUCGGCCUGACCAUGGUGUGGGCUACUCGAUUGGGAUCCUAUCUCUUCUCGCGCGUCCUCGGCCACGGCCACGACUCGCGCUUCGACGAGAUUCGCGACAAGCCCGUGCGCUUCGCCAGCGUCUUCCUCAUCCAGGCCAUCUGGGUGACCAUCCCGAUGCUGCCCGUCCUCGCCCUCGGCGCCGUCCCCGCCGCCACCGUGGCCGCCGCCCUGCCGCGCCUCGCCGCCACCGACGUCCUCGGACUGUCGCUCUGGGGCGUGGGCUUCUUCUUCGAGGCCGUCGCCGACUACCAAAAGAGCCAGUGGGUCAAGCAAAAGAAGCUCAAGCUGCACGAUGAGGAUUUCCUCACGAGCGGUCUCUUUAGCGUCAGCCGCUUCCCCCACUACUUUGGCGAAAUUUCCAUGUGGACCGGCAUCGCCGUCACCGCCGCCGGCGUGCUCGCCCGCAGCCCCGUGCAGCUCGCGCUCGGCUGGACGGGGCCCCUCGGCGUCGUGGCCACGACGGCCUUGUGCGGCCUCAGCCCCCUCUUUAGCUGGUUCGUCGUGACGCGCGUGUCGGGCGUGCCCAUGAGCGAGAAAAAGUAUGACGAGCGAUACGGGCACCGCGCCGAUUACCAAAAGUGGCGCAGCGAGACGCCGCGGCUGGUGCCCAAGCUGUGGUGA